CACGUGUUCAUUAAGUUUUUACAAGUUUACACUCCAUAAACUUUCAAUGAAAUAAUAUUAAUAUAGUUUACUUGAUCAAUAAUCAAUUUUAUACCUUCAUAAAAGUUCGAAACCUGUGCACUCGCUGUUUGAUUCGACAAAUUGUUCUUCAUUUUUAAUUAGUAUUUUAACAACAUUAUUAUUAUUAACAUCAGUGCUCAUGUAUUGUAAAAAUGCGAUAUUUGGAUGUUUCUCUAGAAUUUCCAAAUAAUCCCCAUCGAGAUAUUAGUGAGGUUUUUUUGAAGAAUCAUGUUAUGCAAUCGUUAAAACAAUUAUUUGGCGAAGAAGGAGCAAACUGUUCAGUCGAUUUACUUCGAUUUAAUCAUACAUCAAGGAGGUUUAUUUUACGGUGUGAAGACAAGGAUUACGUGAGACUGAGAUCAUCACUUACACUAGCAAGUACUUACAACGACGACGAUUGUGUAUUUACCGUGCAUAAAGCAUCUGCAAGCCCUUUUGGUUUAUUAUCAGACGGAAGAGAUUAUCAACAUUGAAAUAUAAUCACUAUUAGAAAUACAAAA
Chelonus insularis is the source of this 560-nucleotide messenger RNA. It is a transcript of the gene Rpp14a, whose product is annotated as Ribonuclease P/MRP subunit p14 a. The transcript is spliced from 2 exons. Gene Ontology annotation, biological process: tRNA 5'-leader removal. The record is from RefSeq and is a predicted model, not a curated record. The coding region runs from base 213 to 533 and encodes 106 amino acids. Lineage: Eukaryota; Metazoa; Arthropoda; Insecta; Hymenoptera; Braconidae. Gene Ontology annotation, cellular component: nucleolus; multimeric ribonuclease P complex. Gene Ontology annotation, molecular function: ribonuclease P activity; ribonuclease P RNA binding.